AUGACUGCGGUCGAUAUUAUUCCAGCGGGAUGGUCGGUCACGGAGAAAUACCUCGAGGUCUUGUCUAAGUUGCCAAACAGAGGUGAUGUCUUAUCGCAUUUGCUAAGUGGUGACAUCCGAGAAUUCGGUGCAGCAUGGCUCGAUUCCAAAAGGAACAAAGAUUCGCUUGAUGCCGACGGUCAAAUUCUCCAAGUCGUUCAUGUUCGAAAUAUUGCCAUUUCUCAGGCUGAGGAGGACUUUCAGUUCCUUUCCGACAAAGCGGGUAGUGGACCGCGUCUUCUGCGGUUAACUCUCACUGAUGGAAAGACCAACAUUUCGGCUUUGGAUGUUGAUAAUUCACCCAAAUUAUCAUCAGAAACCCCACCUGGUACUAAAAUUCGCCUCGUCGGGAAGGUACCCGUGAAGCUAGGUUUCCUCAUUCUCAAAAGAAAAAAUUUCGAUGUUCUCAAAGGCAACGUGGACUCGCUUCGUCGAGAAUGGCUUAUCACCAGGGAUGCAAAGGGUACACGUCGUUCUAAUCGUGGUGGACCUGACGACCCUCCUCCCUUCGUGACUUUUGGAACUCCGGAGGCACACGCCAUGAUCUCCGCACACAACCAAUUUCUCAAUAGUAUUCGCACCAACAAUCACCGCUCAGAUGAUGCAUUUGACUCCCUCAAAAUGGCCUUGAAUGCUACAACGAAGGCUAAUAUUAGCGCCGCUGGUGGAGAUGACACCGAUUUUCAACAGAAACGACGGGAAGUCCUCGCGGAGGCGCAGAACACUGACGUUAGUCAAGGGCAACACAAAUUCAAAGCUGGUUGUUCGAAAUUCCAGCAGGCCCGCGUUGAUUUGGCCGUAGAACGGGAUCAUAACAUUGCUCAACUGGUGUCUAUGGGUUACCAACCAAAUGAAGCCAGUGCAGCGCUAGAGGAGUCAAAUAACAGUCUUGAGGGUGCCAUCGAUCGUUUGCUAUCUCGCCAGAUGGGUCGCAGCUUCGAUACUCGACGGGGAGGUGGCUCGACUGGGCGCGCUGGAAAGGCACCUGGAGGUGAUCGUGGGCAUGAUCGAGGUCGCCGUGGUCGAGGCCAUGAUGGCGCUAGAGGUGGAAAAUUCGAUUCAAUUUUAGACGAGGAUCCUCGUUUUGAUCCGGUAGCCGCUGCAGAACGAUCAGGCCUCAGAGGCAAACCCUCGCAGGGUCCAGUACCUCUUUCUGAAUUUAUGGAACAACCAUAUCCCAAACAGGUUAAUCCUGGUCCUGGUCCGUCGAGUUCCUCUUAUAUGUCAUCAGGGGUUACCAGUAAGUAUCGACUGCAAGGUGGGACGGUUCUGAAAGCUAGGGUUAUGUCUGGAGACUACGAAGCUGCUCAACUUGUCGGUCUGCUGCCUUCUAGAAUGAAUGGCGAGAGAGUUGCUGUGGUGACAUACCUCAAUAGUGGAGAAAAGGAGGAGGUACCCGUUAGUAUGCUGCGGACACUGGAAAAUACUGAGAUUACACCUGAUAUGCUUCCCGAGAUUCAAAGUUCUCUUCCCAAAAAUGGUGACAUAUCUCAUGGAGGUCGAGGUGGAUUCAAUAAAAAUAGCACCAAUUUCCGUGGAAACGGUGGAAGAGGUCGAGGGUUCCAAGGGCGAAAUGGUGUUGGAAAUGACAACAGAGAGGGACCGGUCAGAGGCGGUGGUCCAAGGGGACGUGGAGAUGCAGGACGCGGUAGAGUCGGUGGAUUCUCUGUGAGUGGGUCUCGUGGAAGGGGAUCUCGUCGUGGCAGAUAA
Molecule: messenger RNA, 1749 nt
Organism: Rodentolepis nana
Lineage: Eukaryota; Metazoa; Platyhelminthes; Cestoda; Cyclophyllidea; Hymenolepididae
Source: the annotation of a GenBank genome assembly